AUGGCUACUACAGCAAUAGAAAUGACAGUUCCCUGUGAAUAUUGUGACUCUCAGAUUAGCCUUGAUAAUUAUAUUGCACACACAAAAAAAUGCUCGAGCAAUGUAAAGAGUCAUGAUAGAAACACUCCAAAGCGUGCUGCCAAUGAGAAGCCUGACACUAACGAAAGUUCAUGCGGGUAUUGUGACGCACACGUCGAUGCUCGAUAUUUCGAAGAGCAUACCGAACAAUGUGCUCUUCGUUAUAAACAAGAAAGAGAUGAAGUACAAAACUAUGAAAGUGAAGAAUCUAUUAUUAUCCCUUGUGAAUACUGUGAGGCUCCAGUUAAAGCGGAGAACUGGGAGUGGCAUGUGGAAAAAUGUGCGGAAGCCGAGAAAAGGCGGUUGGAAAAGAUGUCUGAGAAACUAUCCUUGAAAGUGUCCAAUGAACGUAUUUCAUGUAAAUAUUGUGGUCAUCAUUAUCGAGCGCAAAUCUUCGAAGAACAUCAGAAAAAAUGUCGACGCGAGAAACUAGAAGCAGCGAUUCUGAAGAGACAUGCAGAAGUUCAAAUUAUGGAAAAUCUAGUCACUAUACCAGAGCACUGGGAUGAAUCUUCAACACAAAACCUCACUCGAUAUGUAUUAGAUCCUGUGUCUGAUGAGUAUCAAGCUAUAGCAACGAACUUUCACAAAACAUUGCCGACGAGCAAAAUCAAUCAAAUCGAACGUAUCCAAAAUCGACGUUGGUUUCGUCAAUACGAAGCUCAUAAGGAUCAUUUUAUUGAACGUUAUGGUAAAAGUACGGAACAAUGGCUAUUUCACGGAUGCCGUCGAUCGGAAGCUGCUGACGCUAUUAUCAAAGAUUGCUUUAAUCGUAGUCAUGCUGUAAACUGUGCUGCCGGUCAAGGCAUUUAUUUUGCUGUACAAUCCUACACUAGUCAUCGUUACACAUCACCGGAUGCAAAUGGAUUGAGAUAUAUGUUUAUGGCUCGCGUUCUAGUUGGCAAAACAACAGCCGGCAAUCCUUCUACUCGAGUUUGUCCUCCAGGUUUCGAUACAACAGGUGCACGUGGUGUAUAUGUAACAUAUCAUGACGCUCAAGCAUAUGGACAAUAUUUGAUAACUUAUACAUAA
Messenger RNA from Adineta ricciae, 1110 nucleotides. The record is from the annotation of a GenBank genome assembly. Lineage: Eukaryota; Metazoa; Rotifera; Eurotatoria; Adinetida; Adinetidae.